Messenger RNA from Myotis myotis, 776 nucleotides. Its product is annotated as keratin-associated protein 13-1-like. Lineage: Eukaryota; Metazoa; Chordata; Mammalia; Chiroptera; Vespertilionidae. The coding region runs from base 78 to 575 and encodes 165 amino acids. The record is from RefSeq and is a predicted model, not a curated record. The transcript has a single exon.
GAGCCAUCGCCACAGUCACAGGUCCUCCCUGCACCUCCGCUCAGCCCAGAACCAGAACCAGAACAGAGCCCGACAGCAUGUCCUGCAGCCUCAGCUCCCGGACCCUCUCCUCCCGCUCCCUGGGCGGCUGCCUGCGGUACCCGGCCUCCUCCUGCGGCUCUUUCUACCCCGGCAAUGUCUACCCCGGCAACGCCUGUUCUGGCAAUGUCUACCCCGGCAGCGCCUGCUCUGGCAAUGUCUACCCCGGCAACGUAGCGUACGCCCAGGGCACCUGCCAGCAGGACUCCCCGCCCUACGGCUGCCAGGAGACCUGCUGGGAGCCCGCCGGCUACCAGGCACCCUCCUACGGCCGCAGGUCCUCCUCGCUCCGCCGGUCCUACGGGGCCACCUGCCCAGGCUCCCUGGGCUGCGGCAGCACCGGCCUCGGGCCUUUCGGUUACGGAGGCUCCGCUGCCCAGUCCCCGGGCUGUGGGGCCGGCUACUGCCGUCCCACCUACUUCUCCUCGUCCAGGACCUACCAGGCCCCCUCUUUCCAGCCGGCCUGCGGCUCGGGCUGCUACGGACAGACUUACUGACGGGCUCUGACCCACGGGGACGGGGACGCCUGCACCUGAGCAGCACCCCGGGAUGUCCGGCCUCGGCCUCAGCUGGACCCGCCUCGCAGCCUCCUGAACCCCGCUUCCUGGGGCCCAGCCCCCGGGGCCUUCUCUGCCGGCCUGGGAGCCGGAGCUCGGCCACUCCUGAGGCUGUCCCUCUCCUCCUGGCGCUGUCCCGUC